UGGCCGCGCGCGUCUGCGAUCACUGUCGACCGUUGUUCUUGAUGGCUAAGACGCGGUUCCGAGCACCGUGCUGCUGAACGAAUCGAUCGUACACCGUAUAUUACGAUAAUCAAGCCUUGGAUGAAAAAGAAGGGAAAUAAACGACUCGCGACUGGCGAAUUACAUGGUAAUCGUCAAAUCUGAGCGCAAUAGAAAAAUUCCGUCCCCCGAAUCUCAUUGUUAUUUCAACCACCUGCUCGCCGUUAAAAGCUGUCAGAGCAAAUGAAACGAAGAACGUGCUUCGAAGCGAGUAAUUCCGAAGUAAAGGCGCUUUGAAAAUUUCUGUGCUCUCGCGAAUUUGAUCGCGAAAGAAUACGACGUAAGAGCUGUGCAUAGCUGGGCAUGCUACUGGCAAAUGUGGAAAGGACGUGUCUGCUUCUGACGGUGAUCCACGUUUUGCUCGAUGAUAAGGGUGUCGAUGCCGAGACUUUCACUUUGGGGUACAUCACCGGCUCGAAACGACGUUAUAACGAUUACGAUUAUCAGCGUCCCGGUUUUCGGAUUUCUGGCGCUAUCACUCUGGCCGUGGAAGAGGUGAAUGCCGGCGAGCUUGGUAGACGAGGGCACAAUUUGGACUUUCUCAUUGCCGAGACUUAUGGCGAGGAGGAAACCAGCAUCCUGAUGACAGCGGAUUUGUGGAGAAAAAACAUUAGCGCGUACGUUGGACCUCAGGAGACAUGCAUUCAUGAAGGCAGAAUGGCGGCUGCAUUUAACAUUCCUAUGAUAUCAUAUUUUUGCACACAUAAUGAAACAUCGAAUAAGAAGGAAUUUCCGACAUUUGCGAGAACGCGACCACCCGACACGCAGAUCUCAAAAUCCGUUGUUUCAGUGCUUUUGGCAUUCAACUGGACCAAAGUAACUUUUAUGCAUAUGAACGCAACAACGUUCCAGUUCAACAAAAUGUCCACGAUUGCGACAACGAUUCUAGCGUCUUUCGAAGCGGCUGGAAUUACUGUAAAUCAUCGUUGUAUGUGGAGCGAACCUUAUUUUCAUGCGACGCACAUGAAAAAUCCUUUUCACAAACAUGUGCGGGACACGUAUCGAGACACGCGAAUUUACGUUGUACUGGGUCAAUAUGACGAACACAUGGGUCUCUUGAUGGCUCUGGAUGAAAUGAACCUCUUAGAAAAAGGCGAAUAUUGGGUUAUCGGUGUUGACAUCGAGCAAUACGAUGAGAAACAUCCAAACAAGUAUCUCCGCGGGUUGUGGCAAAAGGAGACGGAUCUGUCAAUUGACGUGUACCGCAGUUACUUCAGUAUCGUUGCGUCCGCCCCGACCAAUCUCAUAAAUUUCACCCGACUCGUUAACGAGUACAGACAGAAACCGCCGUUCAAUUUUCCGAAUCCGUUGGCAAACGUCGGAGGAAUAGUUCAGAUCGUGCCGGAGACAGCGUACCUGUACGACGCGGUGCACCUUUACGAAAGAUUGUUGCUGCGUGCUCUCGACGAGAACCGAGACCCCCGAAAUGGUCGAGAGAUGGUGUCGGCGUUACACGGUGUUCAUUAUCAAAGUGCUAUGGGAUACAUGGUAUACAUGGAUGAGAAUGGGGAUGCCGAGGGCAAUUACACGUUGAUUGCAUUGGACCAUCGACCUACGAGAGGCUAUGGACUCUAUCCGAUUGGUUACUUCGUUGGAAAAGAACAAAAAACAAAUUUACCAAAACUUCGAUUAACUAAAGAAAUAUCAUGGAUUGGGAACGGACCACCUGUUGCAGAACCUUAUUGUGGAUAUCACGGUGAAAAAUGUAAUUCUCAUACUGGCGAAAUUAUUGGAGGCAUCGCCGGCGCAUUGCUGUUCAUUAUUGCAGCGGUUGUUCUGAUUCUUUACAGAAAUUGGAAGUAUGAGCAAGAGCUAGACAGUUUAUUAUGGAAAGUUAAUUACAAGGAUAUUCAGAUUAAAGAGCAGAAAGAAACGAUGGGAACCGAUGAAACUGCUAAAUGCAAUUCUAAGUCUUCAACAACGCAACCAAUAGUGCGAACUAGUCAAGUGUCGCUCAGUUCUAAUCCAGACGCAGACUUCCGAUAUUCCACGAUUUACACGCAAAUCGGAGUAUAUAAAGGACGAAUUUUUGCCGUGAAGAAAGUCAGGAAGAAAUCAAUUGAGAUUACGAGAAAAAUGAAGAAAGAACUAAAAAUGAUGCGUGAUUUACGACACGAUAAUUUGAAUUCGUUUAUCGGUGCAUGCACCGAUCCGCCAAAUAUAUGUGUCAUCGUCGAAUAUUGUGCACGUGGUAGUCUCAAGGAUAUAUUGGAGAAUGAAGAUAUUAAACUCGAUAAUAUGUUCAUGGCAUCUCUCGUCGGCGACAUCAUUAGAGGGAUGAUUUAUCUCCACGAAUCAGUCAUAAAAUACCACGGAUCGCUCAGCACAUCAAAUUGCCUCGUUGAUUCACGAUGGGUCGUAAAAUUGGCAGAUUUCGGUCUUCACGAAUUCAAGCGAGAUGCUGAAUGUGAUCCUUCCGAAGUCAUAAAAAAAUACCACGCAUUAUUAUAUAAAGCGCCUGAAUUAUUACGCUCUACUCGUUUCGGAGAGCCAACUGCUCGUGAUUUUCAAAGAGGGGACGUGUAUUCGUUUGCCAUAGUAUUGUAUGAACUUCAAGGACGACACGGACCAUUCGGUAUUACAGAAUUAUCAGCAGCGGAAAUACUGAAGAAAAUAAUUGUAAGAGAAUCUGGAAUAGCACCGUUUAGACCACCGUUGGAUCAACUAGAGAAUAAAUUUGAUUUUGUUCGUGAUUGUUUACUGGAAUGCUGGGCUGAAAGUCCAGAGUUACGUCCAGAUUUCAAAAUGAUAAGAAAUAAACUAAGAUUUUUGCGAAAGGGCAUGAAAGCAAAUAUCUUCGACAACAUGAUGGCGAUGAUGGAAAAGUAUGCAAAUAAUCUCGAAGCACUUGUUGACGAACGGACGGAUCAAUUAACUGAAGAAAAAAAGAAAACAGACGCACUAUUACACGAAAUGUUACCGCGUUACGUGGCUGAACAACUGAAAAAAGGUCAAAGAGGCAAAGUGGAGGCUGAAAGCUUCGAUUGUGUUACCAUUUAUUUUAGCGACAUAGUUGGUUUCACGUCCAUGUCUGCGGAAAGUACGCCGUUGCAAGUGGUUGAUUUUCUAAAUGAUCUCUACACAUGUUUUGAUUCGACAAUUGAAAACUAUGACGUUUACAAAGUCGAGACAAUAGGAGAUGCUUAUAUGGUGGUGAGCGGUCUACCAAUAAGGAACGGUAUUCAACAUGCUGGUGAAAUAGCAAGCAUGUCACUGUGUCUUCUAGACGCUAUUAAACAGUUUACUAUUCGUCACAGGCCGCAUGAUAAACUUCAACUUCGUAUAGGAAUACAUUCCGGUCCAGUAUGCGCUGGAGUCGUUGGACUGAAAAUGCCACGAUAUUGCCUGUUCGGAGAUACAGUAAACACUGCCAGUCGAAUGGAGUCCACUGGAUUACCACUGAAAAUUCACUGCAGCAGUGAGACGAAACAACUGCUGGACCAGCUAAAAGGAUUCAGCCUCGUCGAACGCGGAGUGGUUUCUAUGAAAGGUAAAGGUGAGCGUCUGACGUAUUGGCUUAUCGGAGAAGAUCCGAUAUUACGUAGCAAGCGUAACAAGGAAAGAGCGAGUAAACGAAGCGACGAUAGCAAGAGGACCAGCGUAACAGAUUCUUUAGUUCCUCGAAGUUCUUUGAAGAACAAGCCCCUUGUGAGAUCAACUUUCACGAGGUGUUCUAGUGAAUCCCCGAAGCGUUUACGAUUUGCUAGCUCAGAUCAGCUUGAUCAAAAGGGCUCCAGGAUGAGCCAACUGGAAUCGAUAGUCGACAAUAGCCCAUGCAAAACAAAGGUUUCAUGCCUGUUAAGAUCGUCCUGCAUGGAGAGCUGGAGAUCUUCCAGCAACUCGUGUCCCUGUGUCGAACAGCUCUGCGAUCAGGAGAUUCAACCGCAAUUGAUAGAGCACGAAUUGCCGUUGGACAUCAAGAACGUGCCGUUGCUUCAAACUAAUCUAAUUUUUGGCAACGAGUCGUGUAUUCUGCGACCUGGAACCAAAAGUUUUUGUUUCGGCACACCUGGGAUACUCCAGAUUACAUGCAAAUCGGCACCUAGCAGCCCCAAGCACAGCACAGUGAUGCUGAACGCUCAAAAGAGAGCGGCACAAUCCAACGAAGAAAUUGAUGGGUGGGACGCGAUGACGCCACUGAUCUCUUAUACGGAUGGUCGCUUGAAUUCAAAGAUUUAAUCUUAAGAUCGCGGCUAACAACAUCAAGCGUGGCAGCAAAAUUUAUAAAGAUUAAUUCAUAUUACACAUAUAUAUCUGUAGAGCUAACAAUCAAGAAUCCUGCAAACGAUAUAUAUCGUAUUUUAAUCCAUAAGCUGCCAAUCGUAACUUUGUGUCAGUAUAUUUUUUAACGAGAUUUCUCGCUUACAGUACACGAUGUACCAAAGCGUAUUGUACGUACAAACUUUACAUAUACAGAUAUCAGCGUAUUAUUUAUAGCUAAAACAGAGACAAUGAUAUAUCUAUUCCUUCUCUUUUAACGCAAAACGACAAUAUAUUUCUUACUUUAAUACAGACAAUCGUAAAAGGCUCGUGCUUCUUAAAUAAAUGUCUAGUCAAUGCUACUUUAGAUAUCAUAUUUGUCUCUUAAUACUUUCAUAUAACUGCCAAACAUUAGAAAAGAAGAUUAAUUCUCCUAAUAUUAUAUAAAAAAAUCCAGCCAAUUGUUAAGACUAAGAAGUCAAAAAUAUUAUCAUUAUUUCUAAAUGUUCUUUAGAUAUGACAGAGUUAUAAUUUAUAUUAUAUAGAAUAUAGAUUCGAUAUUGUUUAAUAAAUGCUACAUUUAUUUUCAGGGAGAAAUUUGUUUUUUUGU
This is a messenger RNA of Solenopsis invicta (red fire ant), 4888 nucleotides long. RefSeq names its product guanylate cyclase 32E. The transcript is spliced from 22 exons. Lineage: Eukaryota; Metazoa; Arthropoda; Insecta; Hymenoptera; Formicidae. Gene Ontology annotation, biological process: intracellular signal transduction; cGMP biosynthetic process; receptor guanylyl cyclase signaling pathway. The coding region runs from base 382 to 4257 and encodes 1291 amino acids. The record is from RefSeq and is a predicted model, not a curated record. Gene Ontology annotation, molecular function: ATP binding; protein kinase activity; guanylate cyclase activity.